AUGGCACAGGCGGCAGCCGGGAGCGGCGCGGGGCGCAGCGCCGGGGGCGGCGGGCAUGGGCCACGGCGCGCGCACACACUCGCCCUCCGCCUCGCCCGCACCCCCGCGCACUCACACUCGCUCCCGCGCACACGCCCGCUCACCCGCGCCGGGCGCCGGGCCGCCCGCCGGCCGCUCGAGCUACGCGCCGCGCGCCGGCCGGGCCGACAUGGAGCAGCCGGCGAGGGCGGCGGCAGCGGCGGGGGAGGGGGGCGCGGGGCGCGGAGCCGGGCGCGGGACGACGCCGCCGCCGGCCGCGAUCAGGGCGCGCUGGAGUCGGGGGGCCAGGUCCAGGGCCGGGCGCGGCCAGCCAUCCAGGAGCGCGGCGCGGAGAGCGGGAGCCGCCGGCGGGGACCGCGCACUUUGCUCUUUUUGUUGUGCCGGCGGCGCGGGGCUGGCGGAGCCUUCCUCUUGCGGGAGGUGCCGGCGGGGGAGAAACACACGGGAGGAUUCACGCCGGCGACGGAUUCACGGCGAAACAGAAAAAAUAAAAAUCAGAAGAAAAGGAACGGCAAAAAAAAAAAAAAAAGCCACAAAAAACCGCGAGAGAGACAUCCAAAGGAUGGAGUAGAGGAGACGAGGAGGAGGGAGAGAAAGCAGAGAAAGAAGAAGAAGAAUUCGGGGCAACAACUAAUAGAAUAUGUAAGAAAAGAGAAAGGGGAGAGAGGGGGAGAGAAGAGAGCCAGUGAGAAAGAGAGAGAAAGAGAGAGCGAGAGCGAGAGAGAGAGAGAGAGAGAGAGAGAGAGGGAGAGACGCGGAGGGAGGGAGGGAGAGAGAGGGAGAGAGAGAGGGAGAGACCCCAAAAUUGAAUGCGUUGAAACGGGAGGACUCGCAGAGCAAUGUUUCCGAAAGGGGGAUCUGCGCGAAUGUCUGUAUAUAGUGAACUUUGACACUACUAUUGAAACUGACACGUUUCUAUGGAGAUCGCUGCCUUAUAUGGAGCUCGUGUCAAGGAGCCAAGAGAAGGGCUGCUGGCAACUGAUAAUCAAAGGCGACUGACUGGUCAGAGCCCUGAAUGGGGGGGAGAGAAAA
Molecule: messenger RNA, 1071 nt
Organism: Talpa occidentalis (Iberian mole)
Lineage: Eukaryota; Metazoa; Chordata; Mammalia; Eulipotyphla; Talpidae
Product: U1 small nuclear ribonucleoprotein 70 kDa-like
Exons: 3
Coding region: 1-1038 (345 amino acids)
Source: RefSeq, a predicted model, not a curated record